ACACAACAAAGAUGGCAGCGCCCAUGGUCGUGUAAUUCUUGUCCCUGUCGAAUACAAAGAUUACUCUUAAGUUUUUUUGACAUACUUCAUCGGUCUGUUUAAACAUUCGUCACUUCAAAUGGAUGAAGAUGAAUAUGGAGAUAUUGACUGGAACUACGAUCAAGCUGAAACUGCUGCGGAUGAGGAUGAGGAAGGAGAAGAAGAUGAAGACCCUGAUAGAUACAAAGAGAAUGAAGAGAUCACCAAAGAAUGCUUGGAAGCCUUCGCCAGUACGGAUUACAUCAUGGAGCCUGGAGUCUUCAAAGAUCUCAAGAGGUAUUUCAAGGCAGGUGGGGGCCCGGAACAGGUUGUGGUGUUAUUAUCAGAGCACUACACGGCUGUCGCUCAGACUGUAAAUCUCCUGGCAGAGUGGCUUAUAUUCACAGGUGUAAACCCAACAGAAGUACAACAAAUGGUGGAGGACCAUCUCAAAGUGCUGAUCGUGAAGCACUUUGAUCCUAAGAAAGCCGACACCAUCUUCAGUGAAGAAGGAGGGACUCCAGCAUGGUUAGAAGCUAUGAUUCAGCACCGGACGUGGAGGGCGCUGUUCUAUCAGCUGGCUGAAUCUUACCCAGACUGCCUCAUGUUGAACUUUACUAUCAAGCUUAUAUCUGAUGCUGGUUUCCAAGGUGAGAUUGGGGUUGUUACCACAGCUUGCCAUGAGAUUGGAGUCUUCUCCAAAGUCCUCCAGACAUCCAUCAAUAAACUCCUAGAGGGAGGGGAGGAGGCCAUCGUUAAGCAUCUACCAGAAUUCAGUAAAAUGGUAUGCCAUGGUCAGCAUACAUUCCUGUACGCUGAGGUGAUGAUGCAGCUACUUGCCAGGCAAGAUGGGGGAGAGUCCAUCAUCAGGAGAUUAUGUCAAGAAGUCCAAUCCGUCGGAUAUCAGAGGGGUGAAGGUGUAACACAAAUCAGCCUAGCGGUCAGCGGUGCUACUGCUUACCCUCGAGCCUGCCAAGCACUGGUCUCCAUGAUCUCUCGCAAAGCCCUUAACCCAGCGGAUAUGUCAGUGCUGUAUAAGAUGUACAGUGAUCCCGACCCUCCCCCUGUGGAGCUGAUCAGGGUCCCUCAGUUCUUCUCCCUGUUCAUGGAGGCACUCUUCAAGCCCGGUGCUACCAUCAACUCAGAUCACAGACCCAAGUAUACCUAUCUCCUAGCCCAUGCUACCUGCGCUCAUGAAACAUGGAGGCUGGGUAAGAGAACAUCUGUGACAAAAGAUGAGCUGAAGGCCACCAACAUUGCCAUCGAGAAGGUGCAUGCUAUCUGUAGCUCAGGCAAGAAAGGAGAAUCAGAGCUCAGCAGUGAACUCACUAUGGUCUAUCAGUGUAUCAGGUACCCAGUGAUAGCCAUGGGUGUAGUCUACUGGGUAGACUGCGUGGUCCAGGACCCCACAUACUUCCAGAGAUUGACAGACCACACCCCCAUACAUCUACUACUUCUUGAUGAGGUUGUGAACUGUCAUCAAUUACUGCAUUCCAAAGUUCUUGACGUUCUCAUGCGACAGUUUUCAGCACCAUGUCCUGAACUGGAUGUGAUGGUUCAGAUGGAACUGAAAAAGACAAUCUUGGACCGCAUGGUUCAUCUCCUUAGCAGAGGCUUUGUGGUACCUGUCAUCAAGUACAUUGCCAAGUGUGUGGAGAAACAAGACACUGAUAUCUCACUCAUUAGACAUUUUGUUACAGAGGUUCUUGACAUGAUAGCGCCUCCAUACACAUCAGACUUUGUACAGCUCUUCCUACCAGUCAUAGAGAACAGUGACAUCACAGACUCAUUACGCAAUGAAGAUGGCAAAGAUCCUGUAUCAGACUUCAUCGUGCAUUGCAAGACACAUUUUAUCAUGAUGUGAGCAGAAAACAUUUAGGAGAUGCUCAACCUUCAGAGAACUGGAACAGCUGAAUUUGGCUCAAGCUAAAACCUGAACAUAAACUUGCUAUCUACUGUGAGAAACCAGCAACGGUUAUAAAAGUUGGCUGGGUUAUCAAAGAGGAAUGGAAGAGUCGCAGAGUCUGAUGGACACAAUUUGUAAAUGCUUUUACAGUGCACAUGACUGGAAAGUCAUGGAUUCUGACAUUCCAAACGGAAGGCUUGAAGGCAUCGUAAUUCUCCUGUGGACACAGCCAGAGGCUCCACAUGGACUGGCCUGUUUGAAUCCAAGCUUUGAUGUGAACGGCCCGAGGCAAGACAGUGAUCUGAGUUUGCCAGUGUGUACCCAGGAGAGAGAAAGACAGUUCAUGAACUUGACCUUUAAGGGGAAGUCCAUUCUGAUGUCAAAUUGGCUUUAAUAGAAGCAGAAAAAAUUAAACGGUUUAGUGAAAGUAUGAGCAAAUAACAAUAAAAGAUAAUAAAUUAUUAAUUGUUGAAGCUGCGAUCGAUCAAACACAAUUGGCGAAUCUGUGACGUAUCUUGCGAGUCCCCCCCCCCCCCCCCCCCUUCAAUCAUACAUUCACCCUAUAUAAACCCCUGUAUGAAACAAAUCUAUUCAGUCAUCAGUCAGUAUUAAAGCAAUUUAAUAUCUGGGCAGACUUUCCCUUUAAGGGGGGAGGGGGGGGGGGUGGGAAUGAAAAUUCAAAUAUAUUGCUAAAAUUCGUUAUUGUAUUGUACCACUUGUAUAUGUGGGAAAUUCCAAUGUGUGUCCAAUGUAUUACAAAUUAUUAUGGUAUUGUGAACAUGUUUCAAGGUUUUGUCCGAUUCAUCACAAGUACCCA
Strongylocentrotus purpuratus (purple sea urchin) is the source of this 2741-nucleotide messenger RNA. RefSeq names its product negative elongation factor D-like. Gene Ontology annotation, molecular function: RNA binding. The transcript is spliced from 15 exons. The record is from RefSeq and is a predicted model, not a curated record. Gene Ontology annotation, biological process: negative regulation of transcription elongation by RNA polymerase II. NCBI's taxonomy places the organism in Eukaryota, Metazoa, Echinodermata, Echinoidea, Camarodonta, Strongylocentrotidae. Gene Ontology annotation, cellular component: nucleus; NELF complex. Bases 119 to 1882 code for a protein of 587 amino acids.